This is a messenger RNA of Ambispora leptoticha, 221 nucleotides long. The record is from the annotation of a GenBank genome assembly. NCBI's taxonomy places the organism in Eukaryota, Fungi, Glomeromycota, Glomeromycetes, Archaeosporales, Ambisporaceae.
AGUAUCGAAAUGAAAAAAGUGAAAUUCAGGUAGGAGUCCAAAUUCCGAAAUUCGGUGUCAAUAUAGGAAUAACUAAAAAAAAUGAAACAACUACUCUUGAUGAAUAUGCUCAAAGUCACCAGGAAACUAAGUUGGGGCAAAAGUUGAUUAAUAAAGAAUUGCAACUUCAAGAAACAGAAGAACAAAAUCAACAGGCUCAAAUCGAACAUUCUCCUAAAUAA